Molecule: messenger RNA, 993 nt
Organism: Nylanderia fulva
Lineage: Eukaryota; Metazoa; Arthropoda; Insecta; Hymenoptera; Formicidae
Source: RefSeq, a predicted model, not a curated record
AUGGGGGACCUCCCGGCACCACGAGUUACUCCAGGCCGGCCGUUUCUGCAUACCGGCGUAGACUACGCCGGACCGAUUUGGAUGCGAACAGCAGGGGGCCGCGGACUCAAGGCGACAAAAGGUUUUAUUGUUGUCUUUAUUUGUUUAGCUUCCCGAGCAGUCCACCUCGACGCGGCCUCGGACUACACCGCUGACGCCUUCCUUGCCGCCUUGCGUCGGUUCGUCGCCAGGCGAGGAGUCUGCCACUCGCUAUAUAGCGACUGCGGCACCAACUUCGUGGGUGCCGAUAAGCAGCUUAGGCAACUAUUCUCCGCCGCCAGUGCCGACGGACAUCGCAUCGCAACCUUCGCCGCCCAGGAAAGAAUCCGGUGGCGGUUCAACCCGCCAGCUGCACCUAACUUCGGCGGUUUAUGGGAAGCUGCCGUGAAAGCGAUGAAGCACCACCUUCGGCGAGUCAUCGGUGACGCCACCCUCACCUACGAGGAGAUGACUACUCUCCUAGCCCAAAUUGAGGCCUGCCUCAAUUCCAGACCGCUGCAGCCGUUGUCUGACGAUCCGGAGGAUGUAGCCGCACUCACACCUGGUCACUUCCUGGUCGGCUCCGCUCUCUCGGCGAUCCCCGAACCGUCGCUCGAACGAGAGCCGUCGGCACGUCUCUCACGGUGGCAGCUCCUGCAAAACAUGAAGGACCAUUUCUGGUCUCGGUGGGUCAGCGAAUACUUACACACGCUGGCCCAUCGGCCGAAAUGGUCCCGAAUUAAUCAGGAGGCUCGCGUCGGUCUAAUCUGCCUCGUGCGAAACGAAAUAACACCACCAAGACGGUGGCCGCUUGCGCGCAUUACACGACUGCAUCCAGGUUCCGACGGUAACGUUCGCGUAGUCGACGUCCGCACCUCGACCACAAAUUUGACGCGUCCCGUGAACAAGUUAGUCUUUCUGACCGACGGCUCCGAAGACUCACUCGAAUCGCAAUCACGCGUCGUCCGCGUUUAA